Molecule: messenger RNA, 1038 nt
Organism: Fusarium redolens
Lineage: Eukaryota; Fungi; Ascomycota; Sordariomycetes; Hypocreales; Nectriaceae
Exons: 3
Biological process (GO): inositol phosphoceramide metabolic process; sphingolipid biosynthetic process
Cellular component (GO): inositol phosphoceramide synthase complex
Molecular function (GO): inositol phosphoceramide synthase activity
Source: RefSeq, a predicted model, not a curated record
GAACAAGAUUUGGGUGAGCCGCAGUUUGCCUACCAUGCCGUCGUCGAGCCAAUCUUCAUCGUCGGUGUCAUGAUCGCUUCGUGCUACUUCAACCGCCUCCGAAACUUCUCCAUCAUCCCUUCGUCCAAGAGCGCCGACCAAGGUCUCCUCGGCCAAUCGAAGCUGGAGCCAUGGGAUGAGGAAGACGUGCACGACGAGACUGAGCGUCUCAACCUCUCCGACGCAGCAGCGUCACCGACGGAAACACACCCGCCAAAGAAACGAACGUGCUGCGGUACUGUUGUGCACACGCCCAACUCGAGCCGAUACGCGAAAUACUGGCACUCGCGCUUCAUACAAAAGUUUCCGUUCCUGGUGGAGAUGUUCUACUGGGCGGUGAAUCUAGGUUUCUACGUCGGUGUCAAGUCGGCGAGUGAGCUUGUCGCCGCCACGGAUGGCGUCUGGCAGACUGCUGAGAACCAUGGAAAGGCCGUCUUGUGGUUUGAGCACGAGGGCCCAUUUAGCUGGAUGUUUCCUCUGCGGGAGAUUGAUGUUCAGAGUUUCUUCAGGAAUGAUCACCAGACGAUGCUGACCAUCUUGAACCGCGCCUACUCCCUGAUUCACAUUCCCGUCACAGUCAGCUUCCUUGCCUGGUAUUACUACGCCGCACCGACGCACGCCCAAUUCGCUGAGGCUCGUCGUAUGAUGACGCUCACAAACCUCUUCAGCUUCGUCGUCUUCACAACAUACCCAUGCAUGCCACCCCGUCUCCUCCCCGAAGAAUACGGCUUCUUCGACACCGUCCGCCGCGAAGACGCCGAGUCAAUCUACGCCACCAACAAGUUCUUCAACCAACUCGCCGCGUUUCCCUCUCUUCACUUUGGCUACUCUUUCUGCAUCGGCACUGUUCUCCUGUACCACUCUGGUCUCUUCCGCCGACGCCUUGCCCCCCGUGAGAAGCGAAUGAGCAAGGCGUGGCAGGUGUUCUUUGUGGCGUUGAGCAUCCUGUACCCGGCGUUUGUGUUGACUAUCAUUGUUGCUACGGCGAAUCACUACUGG